AGGAAAAGGCAUCAAAUAACUAAUUAGUAGGCUCUGUAGUGAAGGAUCUUAUGUUGAGAAGUAGUGAGAUCUGAUAAGGAUAUCUUUGCAAAAGCCUACGUAGGCAUAGUUAUGCAAGUUCGUUAUUGUGAUCUUCACGCUUUCUGAGUAAAUUCCUCCCAAAGAGUUUAUCAAGUUUAGAAAGUGUCUUCCAGUUCACCUGGAUGCUUGAUUAUAAUAUGUAGCCUUUGCUUGGGCUCAAUUCCCGAAUGUGGUGCUCAUCCUGAAACAAAUAAAGCAAAGUAAAAUGCCGAUUUCAAAUGUAUGGCUUUCUUGUCUCAAAAACAUUUUGCCAUGUUCUUUAUUUGAAACGUCUCUGAGAUGGCUUGCUUUCAUGCUGAAGUUGGAACCUUGACACUUCUCUAGCAAAUCUCAAUUCAAUCCCGUAAUUUGUUUCGAAUCUAUUACGAUGAACAUGAUAUUGGAAGGACUGUUGAAUUUGGAAAGCAGGACUCGUAUUCAAGUAGAAUCUGUAUGUCAAAAUGUGCACAUGUUAUACUUUUUGGCUGCUGUUUGUUGCUCUUCCAAUGAAACAUUUUGAACACUUUGAGACCGUUCACUAUUCCUAUGUUUAAACCUGUAUAUUGCAGAUUGAGUAUCUGCCAAUUUCUUCAAUGGAGAAAUCAAAACAGGUGAUGGAGGAGUUUUUCGAGGUAUGGCAAGAAGCCAUGUCAAAAAGCUCCCUACCUGGUCGUUUCAUGCACAUAGAACCCAACUUUGCAGAAUAUGGACUGUCGGAUUACUAUACUUCUCAACACACAGCGGUUCAGUAUGCCAAUGUGAUGGCCCAGCUAAUCGCUACUGUGCAAGCAGUUCAAUCAGCCAGAAACUAGAAUAAAAAUUGCUUCUUUUUUUUAUUUUUCAGCUUGAGAUCAGAACUCUUAUGAUGUUUAAACUUGUUCCUCUUAUUCGAAUAAUGGAGGAUAAAUUUGACUG
Molecule: messenger RNA, 975 nt
Organism: Cucurbita pepo subsp. pepo (vegetable marrow)
Lineage: Eukaryota; Viridiplantae; Streptophyta; Magnoliopsida; Cucurbitales; Cucurbitaceae
Source: RefSeq, a predicted model, not a curated record